Messenger RNA from Symbiodinium necroappetens, 594 nucleotides. Lineage: Eukaryota; Dinophyceae; Suessiales; Symbiodiniaceae. The record is from the annotation of a GenBank genome assembly.
AUGAAGCCCUGCGCAAGGGCGGCUUGCGGCCAUUGCGGCCAGAACGUUGGCCUCCUGGGUUUAACAGGACUAGGCAUAACGCUCCGGCGCCACGAGAAGCGCUGCCGGGCCAGACGUGCAGCGCCACCGCCACCACCACCACCACCACCCGCUGUCUGCGAGCUCCUGCCGCGGGUAGAUGUGAGCAAGGACAUCCAAUGGAUGUCAGCCCAAGAGAUGGGCAACAUGCUCACCAUCACCGGAGCCGAGCUGAAGGCGCUGCUGGAGGAGGACGAGGAGACAAGGGAGCAGGUCACCAAAAGCGCGUUUGUGGCCUGGCGCCCCGGUGCCCAUGAGGGUGCGCCCCUCCGGGUCGCCAUGCUGGUGGGACCCGGGGACACCGCUGACACGGUCCAGGUCAAGGCUGAAUCCCCAUAUUUGGGACCGAUCGACCAGAUCGUGAGCCUGGAGUGCCUCGACGACGGCUUCCUCAAGCAGAGGACCUGGGGCCAAUCCGUGGCAAUGACGUCUUUUUUCGAUUGCAAGGUGGCGACCGCGCGCUGCAGAACGUUGCAGAACUGUGCCCGUCGCCUAGCCGCACGUGGCGGCGGCUAA